ACAACUCACUCACAAAGAAUGUCCCCUUUGAGCCACUGUGAUACUGCUGGCUACUCCCACAGAUUCCUCAGGAUUGGCUGGGCUUCCAAAUAAAACACUGUUUGCCUAUAGUUGAGUCGAUAAGCUCCAAUAUAACUGAAGGCAGGCACCUGCUCUGGGCUGUAACAUGCCGCACUCGUUCUUCUUCCCAAACGUUUUCACACAAGACCCGGAAGGGACACAUUGUCUCUGGCCAAAAGAAAUACUUAAGUAAGAAGAAAGCCUACAAUGGGUCUUCUGGGCUCUAAAAAUCCCAAAGCUAACAUUCUUCUUUUGGGACUCGACUCGGCUGGAAAAUCGACUCUUCUUUACAGGUUAAAGCUUGCUGAGACUCUUAGCACAAUCCCAACGAUUGGCUUCAACGUGGAGAUGAUACAGCUGGAGAACAGCAGCCUUGCGCUCACCGUGUGGGAUGUUGGCGGACAGGAGAAGAUGAGGACCGUCUGGGGCUGCUACUGUGAGAACGCCGAUGGGCUGGUCUACGUGGUGGAUUGUGCCGACCGCCAGCAGAGGCUCGAGGACUCCCGGAAAGAGUUCAAGCGCAUCUUGAAGAAUGAACACAUCCAGAACGUGCCGGUCGUUGUAUUAGCCAACAAGCAAGACUUGCCUGGAGCGCUGAGCGCCGAGGACAUCACCAGGAUGUUCAAGCUGAAGGAUAUUUGCAGUGACCGGAACUGGUAUGUGCAACCCUGCUGUGCCACCACCGGGGAUGGGCUGGCAGAGGGAUUCAGGAAAUUAACUGCGUUUGUGAAAAGUCACAUGAAGACCAGAGGGACCUUAGCAUUCUUCAGGCAAAAGUGAGGCUCUGGAAAUGCCUUGAGAGAGACAAUUGAGAUGAAGUGGGAAUGGGAUUAUCCCCCACCCCCACCCCGGUAAAGUUACUGAGUUUGCAAACUUUCCCAGAGAUGUGAUCUCACCUUGCUCACCUUGUUCACUGAGAGAACUCUGAGACAAACUACAGGGUAAUGGUGGUUGAAUUCUUUCAAAUUGUUUCCAGCUCUUGCAGGUUUUGAAUUUCUGCUUCUGAGUAAUAGCUGAGUGAUGUGAAAAAAAAAAUGAACCUUAAAUUAUGGAGAGAAAAAAGGUUAACAUUUUGUAAAUUCUUGUUUUCUAAACUGAACCUUUCUUUCUCCUGGAUUUCUAUCAGCUUUUUGAAAUCUAUUGCUGGAAACUUCCUUCAAAGAGUCUUCAACAAAGAACUUCAGGCUAAAUGCCCAGGGGCCAGUGUCCUCAAGCUGGGAGCACAAGUCUACACCUUAUAGUUCUGGGAAUUAGGGUAGAACCUUCUAGUUUAGGGCUAGCUCUAAGCAUAGGGCUCAGCUCUAAGCUGCAGUCCCAGAAGCUGCUGCAGUGGAACUCAGUUUGGAAGCCGCAUUACCUAGGAACACAGGUACGGCUCUUGGUACUGAUCAAGCAGGAAGCCAAUGCAGACUUUGCCCAGGUCACUAGGUGAAGUGACAUGGAGCUGGCAGCUGGAGCCGGGCAGUAUGGCUGCAUGCCAUUGCAUGGGAGCCACCAGGGUGAGCAGGAAAUGCUUUAUGCAAGAGAUGGAAUCUGAAAGGUGCCUAACUGGGGACCCUGUGCCAAGGAAAGUCUUAUCACUAGGGUAGUGACCAAGGAAAGGGGUGGCUGAGUGACGGGCAAAGGAGCUGAAGGUGGAGUUGGAAUCCCUGUGUGAGGCCUGGAACUCCAGAAGAAGCCUGGUACCUUCACUCUUUCCUCUUCACCCCAGCAAGGCUCCUCUGGGCUGGAAGCAGGCUUCCCAGCUCCACAGCAGCCUCUGGGACUACGAAUUUAAGAUGACAGAAGAAAAUAAAGGUAUAGUAAGUCAAGGGUGCUGGCUCCUGGAUUCCUUUUACAGUUUUCUUUUUGCCUCACAGCUAUGAUUUGCUCAGCAAAGACCCUUCUGUGCCACACAGUACAAUUCAAGUAAUGAAGAUGCAUAUCAAUGACUGAUGGUUUCCUUAUGUGUACCAGGCAUUGGGACAGAUACUUUCAUAUAUCUUCUUGCACUUUUUUUCCAAGGGAAAAAACC
Nannospalax galili (Upper Galilee mountains blind mole rat) is the source of this 2074-nucleotide messenger RNA. It is a transcript of the gene Arl14, whose product is annotated as ADP ribosylation factor like GTPase 14. Gene Ontology annotation, molecular function: GTPase activity; GTP binding. Gene Ontology annotation, cellular component: cytoplasm. Bases 268 to 840 code for a protein of 190 amino acids. The transcript has a single exon. Lineage: Eukaryota; Metazoa; Chordata; Mammalia; Rodentia; Spalacidae. The record is from RefSeq and is a predicted model, not a curated record. Gene Ontology annotation, biological process: intracellular protein transport; vesicle-mediated transport.